AUGUGUAUACACGUUGCGUGUAUACGUCUAUCGUUGCUCUCAACCUGCCGACUAACACAUUUGUCUAGAAAGGGAUGCCAGAGCACCUGUGAUCGCAAGUCUGACUGCAACCCUGGUUGGGCGAGCAACGAUUUUAGCAAAGGAGAUAAAUGCCCCCUUAAUGUCUGUUGCAGCAAGCACGGCUUCUGUGGCUAUACCGAGGAGUUUUGCAAGGGCAAUGAAGUCAAGAGGCCCUCGUGCUCCAUCAGUGACACUCCCGUAGACCGAGUUAUUGGAUACUAUGAGGGGUGGGCAACUUCCAACCGCCGCUGUAAUGCCCUGCGACCAGAAGAGAUUCCCUAUGGCGCCUACACCCAUCUCAUCUUCAGCUUCGCCACCAUCAAUCCCAAGUCGUUCGAGGUCUCGCCCGGCAACUACGAGACCGAGGACAUGAUGGAGAGAAUUGGUACCAUGAAGCUCCUCCAGCCCGAUCUCAAGAUCUGGGUUGCCUUUGGCGGCUGGGCAUUCAACGACCCCGGACCAACCCAGACAAUCUUUAGCGACGUGGCUGCCUCCGAGGCCAACACUGAGACGUUCCUCAGCUCGCUCGUCAAGUUUAUGGAUAAGUUUAACUUUGAUGGCGUGGAUAUUGACUGGGAGUAUCCUGUCGCUACCGACCGCCACGGCCGUGAUGAAGACUAUGAGAACAUUGUCACUUUCAUGAAGAAGCUCCGAGCACGCAUGGAUAAGUACCGCAGAGGCGUAUCCAUGGCCCUGCCUGCUAGCUACUGGUACCUCCAGCACUUUGACAUUGUUAAGCUUGAGGAACACGUCAACUGGUUCAACCUUAUGACGUAUGACAUGCACGGCGCCUGGGAUAUCGACAAUAAGUGGACUGGUCCAUGGGCGAACUCGCACACCAACCUAACCGAUAUUCAGCUUGGCUUGGAUCUCCUAUGGCGCAACAAAAUCAGCCCCAGCAAAGUCACCAUGGGAAUGUCCUACUAUGCACGUACCUUCACCCUGACAGAUCCCGGCUGCAACAAGCCCGGCUGCCGCGUUAGCUCACCCGGCGAGGCAGGCAAAUGUUCCGGCACGGCCGGUGUGCUGCUCCACCCCGAGAUUCAGGACAUCAUCUCCAAGAACAAUUUGAAGCCUGUGCUUGACCGGGAAGCUGCCGUCAAGACCGUCUCAUGGGGCAACCAGUGGACCUCGUUUGAUGAUGCUGCAACUUGGCGCCUCAAGGCUAACAAGCUGCGCGGCCAGUGCAUCACGGGCUUCAUGGUGUGGGCCAUUAGCCACGAUGACGAGUUCGGCACCAACGCCGAGGCUCUGGCUUCUGUUCUGGGUCGCAAAAAGCCUGACUUUCCCAACUUUACCAUCCGCCCCAAGGUGGAAGACAGUCCCGAUCUUGAGUCCAAGACGUGCCGUUGGACAAGCUGCUUCGAGGGCUGCCCGUCUGGAUUUAAGGAGGUCCAGCGCGACGGCCACAAAGAGAUUAUGCUGGACACAACGCCCUGCUUUGGCAAGGCUUGCUGCAGCGAUACCUUGGUCACGUCCCUGUACAGCAAAUGCGUCUGGACCGGAUGCACUGGCCAGGGCAAGGAUGCUUGUACGGGCAAUAACCCGCAUUUCCUCACUUCCAGCAGCGUGGGCUCUGGUGGUAUGAAAGCCUGCAGCAAAGGCGAGAAGAGAAGUCUCUGCUGCGUCUCCCCGGCGCCCUACGAUGUUGCUGGCAAAUGCGAGUGGCGAAAGAAGGCCGGAUUUCUCAACGCGGAUAAUGAGAAGCUCCUCUGCGAAGGUGCAUGCUCGUCGAACCAGCUGAUGAUGGCCCGAGAGAGCGGCCUCAUUAUUGGUAGCGAAGGCGGCGACGGCUGCUAUGGCGAUCUCGCCUUCUGCUGCACGGAACCCGAAAAGUUGAAGCCUCGAGAUGAAGACCCUGGCUCGUCACAGGGUCGCGAGUUCCAGGCUCUGAUCCGUAAAUACAUGGAGAACCCGACCUGUCCCGCUACCAUUCUCUUCCCUCAACUCCAUGACAAGUUUGUUCGUAAGCGCUCCUUGGAGUUCGAGGCAGCCGAAUACAACGUAUUGCGCGCCAGAGCAAAGGAUUGCACUCUAGAUACCUGGGUCCGGCUGCUUCAAUACGCAACGCUGGUGUUCUCGGUCAGCCGCGCUGGCAUGGAUCCCCUCGUUAAGGUCUGGGAUAAGGAAUUUGCCGGCAACUAUGACAAACAGCUGGAGUACAAUAACCUCCACGCAUUUUUGUUGAAGUAUAAAGAUUAUGAGCCUCGCAGUGUCGUGGAGUGGGUGCUCUACAACCCAACUCGAGCCGGACCAGGCAUCAGAGGUGCGGAUGCCGCCAGCCAGGCACUAUGCCGAGUUCCAGGCUCCAAGGCCCGUAACAUUCCCGAGUCCACCAUCUCUAAUAUUGACAGCAGAAAGAUUGACGCGUGGGGGGGCGGGUCGGGUUACAUUCCCGCCUUAGACACGAUCCUAACUGCCAUUAUUAGCGGAGCCAUCUCGCUGCAUUAUGCUCGCUGGCAGUAUUAUCAAAGCUCCCAAAACGGAAACGUCCCAGGGCCUAUGCUUGAGAUGGCGUACUGGCUUGGCCGCCAGCCUGGCCAUGAGAACAGCGAAGACAUUUCAGAAUACCAAGAUCAGACGCCGCGACCACGCUGGCCAUCAGAUCGCUGGGUUCUCUUCCACCUUCACAUCGAUCCAUCAAACCGGAACUGGCUGAUAAGUGAAAACGGAAACACGUAUGUCGGCGUCAGCAACUUCCGUGUCAUGCACGGCCAGUACUGGAUGCAUGGAAGGAACGGCCAAGCGUGGCGUGUAUCUCACAGCAACGGCAUAUACAACUCGCGUGACGGGUUCUCCUGUCCGGAAGAGCUCGGUAGCCUCUGGUACGUUGGAUCUAGAAUAACGCUCCCGGACGAUCAGCCCGAAUGGGCAAGAUUGCUUCACCAAUGGGGUGAGAUGAUCUAUCGUCAGGGGUACGUCGGCAACCGCGGCCUGAGAAUGAUCAUUGAGCCGCCACAGGGUGGAAGCCGCGCCGAAGUCAACCCUCAUAACCCAGGAGAACUGUCUCGUGGAGUAAUGGGUACAUCGGUAGUCGGAGGAAAUAACCCGUACGAAAUCAACUUCAUCUUGUCGGACGAAGGAUACGAAUUUACCUCUCCUCCUCCCCCGCAAGACCGUGAAGAUCCAGACACUCCGGCCUGA
Molecule: messenger RNA, 3204 nt
Organism: Trichoderma atroviride IMI 206040
Lineage: Eukaryota; Fungi; Ascomycota; Sordariomycetes; Hypocreales; Hypocreaceae
Source: RefSeq, a predicted model, not a curated record